UUUGAAUUUUGACACAGUAUUUUUCUGUACUCCAUACGGUUUGGUUGUGUUUCAUUUAUUUUUAUUUAGUAAUUAAUUACGUGCGACGUGUUGUGUAUAAUUUCUAAUGUUAUUCGAUAACUAAGCCCGUUUAAAAUGCCUGUUUUCCAUACAAAGAUCAUAGAGAGCAUCCUUGAGCCGGUGGCUCAACAGGUAUCUCGUCUCGUCAUACUCCAUGAGGAAGCUGAGGAUGGGAACGCCAUGCCGGACCUGGCCAGGCCGGUACAGGCCGUCUCACUGGCCGUCAACAACCUCGUUAAGGUGGGUCACGAGACCAUAGAGUCAGCUGAUGACAAUUUACUCCGGGCCGACAUGCCGGGGGCUCUGCACAGGGUCGAGGGGGCGGCCACGCUACUGCAACAGGCCUCUGACAUGCUCAGAGGAGACCCUUACUCAGGACCCGCCAGGAAAAAGCUCAUCGAAGGCUCACGGGGUAUCCUCCAAGGCACUUCAGCUUUGCUUCUUUGCUUCGACGAGUCCGAAGUUAGGAAAAUUGUCAAGGAGUGUAAAAAGGUGUUAGACUAUCUAGGUGUUGCAGAAGUGAUCGAUACCAUGGAGGACCUCGCCCAGUUCCUGCGAGAUAUCUCACCAGCUCUAUCCAAAGCAGCGAGGGAGGUGGCGGCGCGUGCAGCUGAACUGACCCACCCUCCGCACGCGGAGACCCUCGCCCGUUGUCUGGAGAGCGUCAAGCGACUGGCCCCAGUACUCAUCUGCGCCAUGAAGACAUACAUACACAUACUGUCAGAAGGAGGCAAAGGCAUUGAAGAUGCGGCGGAGAACAGGAACUACCUGGCCCAGAGGAUGGCGGACGAGAUACAUGAAAUCAUCAGGGUGUUACAAUUGACGUCGUACGUGGAGGACGGCGGCGAGAAAGACAACAUCGCCGUGUUGAAGGCCUUACAGAGUCUGGUGCAUAGUAAAGUGCUCGCCGCUAAUGAGUUUCUUGAUGACCCUGAGGCUCAGCGGACCAGCGCCGGCGAGAGAGCUCUACGAGCAGCGCUCACGGCCGCUGCGCGAGCCGCCGAACACACUGACACACACCUCGCUGAUAGACUGCGACGAGCUGCCAGGAACGGCGGCAUCAACGCGGACCUGCUGUGCGAUGAGCGGCAGUACGGACGAGGGAGGGAGCAGAAGGCGCUGACCCUGGCCGCGGAGCUGAAGGCGCAGCUGAGGGACAUACAAGGAACCGUGAACGAGGGAGUGCGAGCCGCGGAGAAGAUACAAGGAGGGAAGACCAUAGCCGCCAGAUUGGAAACCGCCCACAAGUGGCUGGUGCACCCCGCGUGUGAUCCCACCACCAGGGUCGAGGGACAGAAGGCUAUCAACAGUAUCGUGUCGCAGGGACAGAGGAUAGCUGACAACCUCCAUGGGCGGGAGAAAGCCGAGGUGAUGCAGCUGUGCUCCGAGGUACAAAGGCUGGCCGACCAGCUCGCUGACCUCUGUAUGACUGGAGACGGCGACCAGGAGGAGGCCAGGACGCUCACACGCCAGCUGACCGGCAAGCUGCACGAGUUGAAGCGCGCCAUGGAGCGAGCGGUGGUCAACAGAGUGGUGGAGGACUUCAUAGAUGUGGCCGCUCCUCUCAGACACUUCACUGACGCUGUGAACGCGCCUGAAGGUACACCGAACCGCGAGGGUAACUUCCACGACAAGGCCUCGUCCCUGGCCAGCUUCAGCUCCCGGGCCGCGGCCGCCGCCGCCAUGGUCGCCGCAGACAUCACACACGACAAGAGACUCGUCGACCAGCUGCUGCAACACGCGCAGGAGGUGGAGAAGUUAUCGCCUCAGCUGAUCUGCGCCGGCAAGAUCCGUCUGCACUACCCAGAAAGCAAAGUGGCCGAGGAACACUUCAACAACCUGAAGUCUCAAUACUCCGACGCCGUUCUUCGCUGUCGCGACCUCUGCGACCAGGCGGUCGACCCGCUGGAGUUCGUCCGCACCGCUGGUGAACUCAUUCAGAAGCACACGUAUCUGUGCGAGGACGCCAUAAGGAACAACGACUCGCAGAAGAUGGUGGACAACACAUCGGCCAUCGCCAGGUUGGCGAACCGCGUGUUGCUGGUGGCUGGUCGCGAGCGGGAUAACACAGAAGACGGAGCCUUCAGCGCCGCCCUGGGGACAGCCCAGAGCAGGCUGCAGGCGGCGCUAGCGCCCGCCGUCCGAGCCGCCAAGAGUGUCGCCCUCGGGCAACCCGGCGCCCCCCCACACUGGAGAACCGCUAACGGAGAGAUCAUCCAAGCCAUCAGCGGUGUGGAGGAGGCCCUCUCCCGUCACUACGCCCCUCCCCCUCCGUCCCCCCCUCCGCCGCCGUCGCUCCCCCCUCUCUCCUCCCUCCACUUGUCGUCGCCGGCCCCGCCCCGCCCCCCGCCCCCGUCCAUGUCGGCGCCCCCUCGCCCGCCGCCGCCGGACACAGACGACGAGGGUGAAGACAUCUUCAGAAGACAGCCUCACCCGAGCCAGCCUAUCUUGGUGGCGGCCCACAACCUGCACAAGGCGGUCCGCGAGUGGUCCUCCAAGGACAACGAGAUCAUCGCGGCCGCCAAGCGGAUGGCCAUACUCAUGGCGCGCCUGUCCGACCUCGUGCGCUCCGACUCCAAGGGAAGUAAGCGUGAGUUGAUAGCUACUGCGAAGGCUAUAGCUGAGGCUUCAGAGGAAGUGACUCGCCUCGCUAAGAAACUGGCUCUGGAGUGUACUGAUAAGAGAAUCAGAACUAACCUUCUCCAGGUGUGUGAACGUAUCCCCACCAUCGGCACUCAACUCAAGAUACUGUCAACUGUCAAGGCCACUAUGCUCGGAGCCCAGGGUAGCGAAGAAGAUCAAGAGGCAACCGAGAUGUUGGUCGGCAACGCUCAAAACUUGAUGCAGAGUGUUAAGGAAACUGUGAAGGCCGCGGAGGGAGCCUCCAUCAAGAUACGGACGGAGCAAGGAGCUUAUAGACUGCGUUGGGUGCGACGCUCGCCCUGGUACCAGAUAUAGAGGGACAGACAAACGUACACACAACUAGACAACCAGUCAAUAGAGCGUAUAACCUUAUAUAGAGAAUGUGUCUCUGACUUACAAAUAGUUGUGCCCAUAAAACUUCAACAGAUUUGAAAACAACCAUUUUGGAGACCCCUAGAUAUAAUAUAUCAUUAUAUAUACCUUAACUAGCGUCAUAUAACAAAUACAUUAGAUUAUACCACGGUGCCUAAUUAGUUAUAUAUAUAACCUCUUUGCACUAAUUUACACUUAAAACUAUUUGGUCGGAAUUAAAAACUAAAUCACAAAUCAUCUAACACCCAUAUUAUGGUAUAUAUUUAAUAAUUUUUCAAAAUUUUUGUGAAUUAAUAUAAUUUAGCAACGAAAUUAUCUAUAAUUUUAACAGUUAUGUGCCAUCAAGGAACCAUUUAUGACACUAUAGUUAAUAGUUUAAAGUAUUGUUGUGACGAUACUGUGUGUUGAUGAUAUGUGAACCCCGAUAAGAUAUGGUAGCUAUGUUUAGAUGAAAAAUGUAUUUAAUAUGAGAAAAUAACGAAAACCAAUAAUUUAAAAGCAAUACAUCAUGUAUAGUUAGUGUGUGAAGAUAGGAAUGGUUAGAGAUUUUUGUUUGAAAUGAGAAAUAUCUAUAGAAAUUGUAUUGGAAUGAUAUUAAAUUACUAAAUAUGAUUUUUAUAUUAGAAUAUUAAAGAAAUUGUAUUUUUCAAUAUACAUAUAUAUAUUUUUAUAUUAAUAACUAGUUAGUAAUUCUCAUGCUAUCAGUAACUUGCCUUUUCGUUUUUUAUUUUGCAUAUAUUAUAAUUCUUUAAUUGUAUUAAUAAAGCUUUUAUUUAAA
Molecule: messenger RNA, 3853 nt
Organism: Danaus plexippus (monarch butterfly)
Lineage: Eukaryota; Metazoa; Arthropoda; Insecta; Lepidoptera; Nymphalidae
Gene: Vinc
Product: vinculin
Exons: 25
Coding region: 136-3018 (960 amino acids)
Biological process (GO): cell adhesion
Molecular function (GO): actin filament binding
Source: RefSeq, a predicted model, not a curated record